Aureobasidium melanogenum CBS 110374 is the source of this 1209-nucleotide messenger RNA. RefSeq names its product DUF250 domain membrane protein. The record is from RefSeq and is a predicted model, not a curated record. The coding region runs from base 1 to 1209 and encodes 402 amino acids. The transcript has 5 exons. Gene Ontology annotation, cellular component: Golgi apparatus; trans-Golgi network; endosome. Gene Ontology annotation, molecular function: antiporter activity. NCBI's taxonomy places the organism in Eukaryota, Fungi, Ascomycota, Dothideomycetes, Dothideales, Saccotheciaceae.
AUGGAGAAGGAAAGAACCUCUGGCGAGGUCGAGAGACCUGAGCAGGCCGAGCCUGUCCUGCCCGUCGUCAAUCCGGCUCUCGAGAAACCUGCUCCUCCUCAGAGCGCCAUCCACCCCGCUCUCUAUGUUAUUGUCUGGAUUGGUAUGAGCUCCAGUGUCAUCAUCUUCAACAAGUACAUCCUCGAUAAGAACAAGCUGAACUUCCAAUUCCCAAUUUUCCUGACAACAUGGCAUCUCGGCUUUGCAACAAUCUGCACCCAGAUUCUCGCUCGUUUCACCACCGUUCUGGAUUCAAGAAAGAAGGUUCCCAUGAAUGGCAGAGUCUACCUUAGAGCUAUCGUUCCCAUCGGUCUCUUCUUCUCUCUGUCGCUCAUCUGCGGUAACCUCACCUACCUCUACCUUUCUGUCUCCUUCAUCCAGAUGAUCAAGGCUACCACCCCCGUCGCCGUUCUGAUCACAUCUUGGGUCAUGGGUCUUUCUCCUCCCAACUUGAAGACCCUCGGAAACGUGUCUUUCAUCGUUAUCGGUGUCAUCAUCGCCUCAUUCGGUGAGAUCCAAUUCGUCAUGCUCGGUUUCCUCCUCCAAGUCGCUGGUAUCAUCUUCGAGGCCAUUCGCUUGACCAUGGUUCAGCGCCUUCUUUCCUCUGCCGAGUUCAAGAUGGACCCUCUGGUUUCCCUCUACUACUUCGCUCCCGCUUGUACCAUCAUGAACGGAAUUGUCGCUUUGAUCACCGAGGUCCCAUCUAUGACUUGGGCUGACUUCGACCGCGUCGGUUACUUCACUCUCUUGCUCAACGCCAUGGUUGCCUUCGGUCUCAACGUCUCGGUCGUCUUCCUGAUUGGCAGAACCUCCUCUCUCGUUCUUACGCUCUGCGGUGUCCUCAAGGAUAUCCUUCUCGUCGUUGCCUCGAUGCUCAUCUUCCGCGACCCUGUUGCUCCUCUUCAAUUCUUCGGUUACUCGAUCGCCCUCGGUGGUCUCGUCUACUACAAGCUUGGAGCUGAUGCCCUCAAGGAAUACGCUGGUGGUGCCGGUCGCGCCUGGGCCGACUACGGUGUCAGACACCCCGCCCUCAGAAAGCUCAUCGUCUUCGGUGGUGUGCUCCUCGUUCUUUUCCUCCUUCUUGGCUCCUUCAGCUCCUCCUUGCCUGUCGACCCCAAGCAAUACGUCGGCAACAAGUACAGUGGCUUCUUCGGUAACGGCGGCGUCUGA